AUGGAAGUUCCAAUUGUACAAGGAACCGCCGUUCCUGCUGGAGGCGAGAAGUACCACGACAAUCAGAACCACUAUCAAGAGAGCAACAACAACAGCAACAACAACAACAACAACAACAACAACAAUAAUGAAUUUAGCCAUUUGACUCCCAGCGUCAGACCCGAAAUGCAACCUUCUGGAUACCGCGACGUCGGCUGGGCUGGGUUGUUUGUGGUUCAUUUGGUGGUGAUGGUGGUUGUGAUUAGCAUCAAUAUGGGAUCCGGUGCGGCUGCUGCGGCCAAUGGCAAUGGUGGAGUGGCGGAACCGGAUUAUUCGGGAAUUUAUUACUUGGUGGGGAUCACCGCCGUGUCCACGAUUGCCCUGGGGUCGGCCACUUUGCAAUUCAUGAUGCGGUAUCCAGAAGAGCUGGUUAAGGGAUCUCUUGUAAUCACUGUAGCCCUGAGUGGUGUCAUGGCCAUUUUGGGAUUGAUGAGUGGACAAUUGUUUGCUGGAAUUUUGGGGAUUCUCUUUUUUGCGAUUGGAAUCUGUUAUGCCAAGUCGGUUUGGCCACGCAUUCCAUUUGCAGCCGCCAAUCUCAAUACGGCUUUGACGGCUGUCAAGGCGAACAUGGGUGUUACUUUUAUUGCGUAUGGUAUGAUCUUGCUAGCUUUUGGUUGGUCCAUUCUUUGGUUCAUUGGCGUUGGCGAUUCGCUAUCCAGCAACAAUACCGCAGUGGUCUUUGUCUUGCUCGUCAGUUUCUACUGGGUCCAACAAGUCUUGAGCAAUACCGUCCAAACCACAGUGGCGGGAACCAUUGGAACCUGGUGGUUUGUCCCCGACGAAGCCAGCAGUUAUUGGUCCUCGGCCAUUAAAGAAUCCUUUGGAAGAGCGACCACUUAUAGUUUUGGAUCCAUUUGUUUGGGAUCCUUUAUUGUGGCGGUCGUCCAAGCCUUGCGGGCCAUUGCUCAUCAAGCCCGCCAGAAUGAAGAUGCCCAAUUGUUGGUCUGUGUCAUUGAUUGCAUCCUAGCAUGCAUUCAAGAUAUCUUGGAGUACAUUAACAAGUGGGCCUAUGUCUAUGUGGGAUUGUAUGGCUUUGGGUACAUUGAAGCCGGAAAGAACGUUUUGGAACUCUUUAGGAGCAAGGGAUGGGAUGUCAUUAUUGCGGAUGAUCUUUGUGAUCGUGUCUUGUUCAUGGUCAGUUUGGGAGUGGGUGUCUUUACUGGAAUCAUUGGAUUGGUCUGUGCCUUUUUGGAUAGUAACCUACUGGUGGCCUUUGAUCUCGGGGAGUCCUCCGCUUCGGCUGGAUUCUUUAUUGGAUUGGUGGUUGGCUUUGUCUUUUGCAGCAUUUUGAUGAAUGUGGUGGGAGGAGCCGUCAACACGGUCAUCGUCUGUUAUGCCGAAUCACCGGCCGAGUUCCAGACCAACCAUCCACAGUUGGCGCAUGAAAUGAGGUCGGCGUACAUGCAAGCCUUUCCCGAAUUGCGACUGUAA
Molecule: messenger RNA, 1470 nt
Organism: Cylindrotheca closterium
Lineage: Eukaryota; Bacillariophyta; Bacillariophyceae; Bacillariales; Bacillariaceae
Source: the annotation of a GenBank genome assembly